GCCGCUAGCAUCAAAUUGCGAGUACAACUCACCGUCAUUCACGUGGUUUCCUGAUAAUUGCUAAAUUGAAUGGUUGCUAGGCAACGAUUGUUUUCUAGCCGUCCACUCGUUGAAGUAAAGCGUAACUAGUCAGGAUCAGAAUACUCUUCGGUUUCUCGUAGAAUGUUAACUCCAUAAAUCUCGCGUCGGAAUUUCCACCAGCUUCUACUCUUAUCGGCGCAUGAUAACAGUGACUACACCUGUGAACCAAAACAGCCAGACAGCGAAAAUUUGGUCGUGAGACAGGUGGUUGAUAAUUUGUUAGUUUUAUAUUUCCGAUUAAAUUAGCAAGUAUGUCACUGAACAAGAAAUUGAACAUUGACAAGCUGGAUCUGAAGGGAAAGCGUGUGUUGAUCAGGGUUGAUUUCAACGUGCCGCUGAAGGAUGGCAAGAUUAGCAACAACCAAAGGAUCGUGGCCGCUCUGGACACCAUCAAGUAUGCGCUGGACAAGAAGGCCAAAUCGGUGGUGCUCAUGUCACAUCUCGGUAGGCCCGAUGGGCACAAGGACCCCAAGGCGACCAUGAAGCCGGUAGCCGACGAACUCAAGAAACUGCUGAAUAAGGACAUAACGUUUCUGACGGACUGCGUCGGACCUGAUGUGGAAAAAGCCUGCAGCAGCCCAAAGGACGGCUCCAUCAUUUUGUUGGAAAAUCUCCGCUAUCAUGUUGAAGAGGAAGGGAAGGGCGUUGAUGAGAAAGGCAACAAGAUCAAGGCCGACGAAAAGAAGACAAAGGAGUUCCGCCAGUCACUGCGCAAGCUGGGGGACAUUUAUAUCAACGAUGCAUUCGGCACAGCGCAUCGCGCUCACAGCUCAAUGCUGGGAGAGGGCUUCGACAAGAGGGCUGCUGGGUUCCUGCUGAAGAAGGAACUAACGUACUUCGCAAAGGCAUUGGAGUCACCUGCCAGACCUUUCCUUGCCAUUCUUGGUGGUGCUAAAGUGCAAGACAAGAUUCAGCUUAUCGAAAACAUGCUGGAUAAAGUGAACGAAAUGAUCAUCGGAGGAGGCAUGGCAUUCACCUUCCUGAAGGAGCUGAACGGGAUGAAGAUCGGAGGCUCGCUGUUCGAUGCCGACGGAGCGAAGAUCGUGAAACAGCUGAUGGAGAAGGCCAAGAAGAACAAGGUCCAGAUCCACCUCCCCGUCGACUUCGUCACUGGCGACAAAUUCGACGAAAAGGCAAAGGUGGGCGCUGCAACGGUCGACGGAGGCAUCCCAGACGGCUGCAUGGGCCUGGACAUCGGACCCAAGACCACGGAUGCGUUCAAAGCAGUUAUCCUCAAGGCGAAGACGAUUGUCUGGAACGGACCUCCUGGGGUCUUUGAAUUCGAGAACUUCGCGAAGGGCACCAAGGGCAUGAUGGACGCCGUCGUGGAGGCGACUAAGAAGGGCGCCACGACCAUCAUCGGCGGCGGCGACACGGCCACCUGCUGCGCCAAAUUCAAGACCGAGGACAAGGUCAGCCACGUCAGCACCGGAGGCGGCGCCAGCCUGGAGCUCCUGGAAGGAAAAGUCCUUCCGGGAGUAGCGGCUCUCUCUGAAGGCUAGCAAGACUGAGAAAUAGCAGUUGAGAAAAAGUGCUCUUACAGGAACAGUCCGUUAGAUUUUCUAUUAUGAAUAUAUAAAUAACCGUUUGGCGUGAAACAAACGAAAUAGUAAAAAUAGUGAAAAUAUACAUUGAAGUCAGCUA
Messenger RNA from Amphibalanus amphitrite, 1725 nucleotides. Its product is annotated as phosphoglycerate kinase-like. Gene Ontology annotation, cellular component: cytosol. Gene Ontology annotation, biological process: glycolytic process; gluconeogenesis. Lineage: Eukaryota; Metazoa; Arthropoda; Thecostraca; Balanomorpha; Balanidae. Gene Ontology annotation, molecular function: ATP binding; phosphoglycerate kinase activity; ADP binding. Bases 333 to 1583 code for a protein of 416 amino acids. The record is from RefSeq and is a predicted model, not a curated record. The transcript is spliced from 9 exons.